Eimeria acervulina is the source of this 915-nucleotide messenger RNA. RefSeq lists its product as hypothetical. The record is from RefSeq and is a predicted model, not a curated record. The transcript is spliced from 2 exons. The coding region runs from base 1 to 915 and encodes 304 amino acids. NCBI's taxonomy places the organism in Eukaryota, Apicomplexa, Conoidasida, Eucoccidiorida, Eimeriidae.
AUGAUAGGGGAGGACCCUGACACUGCUGCUGCAGGCUCAGCAGCACGAGCAGGAAGAGCAAAAGCAGCACGUACAACUGCAGCAGCAGCAGCAGCAGCAGCAGCAGGAAGUCGUUGCUGCGCUCCCGAGUUGCUGCAGCGUGACGCUGAAGUGUCUGCAGCACAAUUUGCAAUUCAAAAGCAUACUCGGCUGCUGGAAUUAGAAAAAAGAAGGCUAAGAGAUCUCUCUGAUGCAUCUUUAAGAGCACAAGCUGAAUAUGAAGACAAGCGCUCUCGUUACGCCUUUAAUAAACCAAAUAUAAGAAAAGAGUUUCAUCAAGCAGAGCAGCAAAUACAUUUACUCGAAGACAGAGUUGCUUUUGCUGCAUCAAAACAUAAUACAGAGAUAUCUUUUGCUGCUGAAUUAAGGCUGGCUAUAGACAAACAAAGAAAAGAAAGACUUUCAUUAGAACAAGCACAUCUGCUGCUUACAAAAGAAGCAGCAGCGCAGCAAAGUGAACUGCAUGCAAUCAAGCAGCAAAUUGCUGAGCUCCAGCAGCAAGAGCAGCAAGCUCUCCAGACAAAACGCAAACUCUAUCAAGAAAGAGAUAAAGAAAGAGCAGAGUUUAAACAAACGCUCGAAAAAAAGCAGCAAGUCCUAAAGCAACAUGAGCAGCGACUAAAAGAAAUGCUGCAGCAAGCCAGCAAAGACAAUCAGAAGCUGCAAGCACAAAUUCGCAGCUCAGCUUGUGCUGCUGCUGAUGGCGAGCAGCAAGAAGCAGCAAAAGAAAAACUAAUAAAAGAUAUAUUUAAAGCAACGCUGCUUAAUGCUGCUCAUAGACGCUCUAUUCGUCUGUAUAAAAAACAAAUUCAGAUAUUUGAUAAGGCGAUGGAGAGCAUUAAAAAAUCUACAGGCAUCUCAGGUGUAUAUAAGUAA